Messenger RNA from Physella acuta, 3129 nucleotides. Its product is annotated as crossover junction endonuclease MUS81. Lineage: Eukaryota; Metazoa; Mollusca; Gastropoda; Physidae. Gene Ontology annotation, molecular function: 3'-flap endonuclease activity; DNA binding; crossover junction DNA endonuclease activity. The record is from RefSeq and is a predicted model, not a curated record. Gene Ontology annotation, biological process: mitotic intra-S DNA damage checkpoint signaling; DNA catabolic process; double-strand break repair via break-induced replication. Gene Ontology annotation, cellular component: nucleus; Holliday junction resolvase complex.
AGGACUGACCACACAAUUCGUUCAUAAGCAGAGGUUACAGAAACAGGUGAACUCUUCUUCAUCAGCUCUAUUGACAGCCAGACCAGUAAGGAUUGGAGUUUUUGUGAAAAUCUUGACAGCUAUUGGUAAAAACCAUGUCCAAUAGCACAGACUCUAGUUUAAAGGGUAAGCGCAAGAAAAAACUUCCUUCAAAUGCCAAUCCAUUAUUCACUCAGUGGCUUACAGAGUGGAAAAAUGAAGCAGUAGAGAAAGGAUGGAAGAGUGCACACACUUAUUCAAAGGCAUUGCAAACACUGAAAAAAUUCCCGCUUCCUUUGGAAUCUGGCAAAGACUGCAGGUUAUUACAGAAUUUUGGUGAAAAAAUUUGCAAAAUGUUAGAUGAGAAAUUGAUUGAAUACAAACGACAAGGCAUUUCGGGCACGGUUCCCAAUUCUUCAGCUGCAGUAACACAUUUUACUGAUGUAGAUGAAGAGAUACAACCACAAAAUAAUCUAGUAACAAGAAAAAAGAUUAUAUUGCCCUCAAGUAAAGAAGGCAGGCUUUCGGUAGUUAAUAAACCACAAGAAGUCAUCAGCACCAAGUUUCAAGGUCCAAACAUUAUAUCAAAAGUCUAUGCACAUAGUCUUCAUCAAAUUAGUGACAAUUCUGACAGUGAAGCUGAAAUUUCCCCUCCACCCAAAAAGAAACCUGCAAGAUCUAAAGGAAAAGAUUAUGUACCAGCUUUUAGGUCUGGGGCGUAUGCCUUAAUUCUAACACUUUACAAGUAUAUGCAGGAUCCUGAGUUCAAAGGUUAUCUAACAAAGUCUGAGCUGUCACAUGCAGCCCAACCACUGGCAGACAAGUCGUUUACAAAACCAGAUCCUGACAAUAGAUAUACAGCUUGGUCAUCUAUGGGUACAUUAAUAAAGAAGGGAUACAUCAUCAAAUCUAACAGUCCUGCUAGAUAUUCCCUCACGGAUGCUGGACAUGCUCUUGGAGAAAAGCUAGACAGGGCAGAGAAUGGAGAGAUAGCAGAGACAAAUGGUUCUAAAAAUGUAUCUGGUGACCAGAGGUUCUGCUCAGAGAUUAUUCAAGUUUCAAGAUCUUCAGAAAUUUUAAAUUCAGGACCUGAGAACUCAGAACCAAUACACAAUACAGAAGCAUUCAGUGUAAACAACGGGUAUGGUAGUGAAGACGAUGAAGAAUUUAAAAGAGCAAUAUCUGAAAGCUUAUUAUCAUAUUCUCUUGAACUCUCACUAAAUUCUGGCACCAGUACAUCAGUUAUGAGAAAAAACGGCAGUGAUCUUGAUCACCCAUUUGCAUCAAAUAAAGUAGAAGGUGUUGUGGGUGGCCAGAUAAAUCACGAUGACGUUUUUAUAAUAAGUGAUGAUGAAAAUGAUUUAGUUCCCAAUGAUGUUCCCAUUACCAGUGUAGGCUGUGUAACGCCAGUCAAAGCUCAUCAGAGAGUGCAUGCCUUGUCUCCUUCACCUCCGGUCUACAGGACUUCGGCAUUACAACCAUCAAUAGACACAAAGCUGACCAUUACAGCAAACCAGCAGCAACAUACAAAUGGCAAGCUUCUUCUAAAUGGCAAUCACAUAGAUGAGAUAGAAGUGUUCAGUGAUUCUGAUGAUGUCAUACCCAAACAAAGGGAGUGCAUCAGUACUGACUUUGAUGAUGAGCUACCUGAUCUAGAUUUGCCACUCUUUAAAAGACUUUUGCAAAAAGGCACCAUACAGUCAAAUUUACUGCGAGUUCAUGAAAUAGAUGAUAAUGACAAGCAGUCUUCUAAUAAACUAGCUAGCAGUUUAAAUACUAUAAAAUCAACAGAAAACCAAAUAAAUAAUAGUGAAUUAAAAGUAAAGACUUCUAAUCUUAAGGAACAUUCAAAAUGUGUUGAAUCCAGUUACUCAUGUUCUGUUACAAACAAACACUUGACCAGUAAAGAAACAUCCAUCAACUUGCUAUGUGAGGCACAUGUGAAUCCUGUUUGUUCCAAAAAGGCAAUCAGCAGUAACACUGUUCAGUUCAAAUCUGAACCACAACCAAAGGAUAUCAGCAAUAACAUCGCCCAGUUGAAGUUUACCAGCGUUUCACAACACGCCAAACAGCCAGUAGUGGUGCAGACACAUGUUUCAUCAGAUAAAUGUUUCACUGAACUAAGGCCGCAGUUAACUCCAGAAUUUUCUUUGUACCCUGGUACAUUUGAUAUCAUUUUGUGCUUGGAUAAUAGAGAAUUUUAUGGGAGUAAAAGCAGCAGCAAAACACUUCUCCCUGACCUGAUGAAAAGUGGUGUUCAGUGUGACUUGAGGCUACUUCAUGUGGGAGAUCUCCUGUGGAUAGCUCGUGAGAGAGUUGGACCACAGAUCAAUGGGACUCAAGGUAGAGAGUUGGUGUUAAACUACAUCAUAGAGAGAAAACGUUUGGAUGAUCUAGUGAGCAGCAUAACUGAUGGCCGCUUGAAGGAGCAAAAGUUUCGGUUAAAACAUUGCGGACUUCAAGAAAAAAUUAUUCUUAUAGAAGAAUAUGGAUCAAUUAAAAACUUUAGCAUUUCAGAAGAAAGAAUCAAACAAUCAAUAUUUAAUUCACAAGUGAUAGAUGGAUUUAAAGUCAAGAACUGUGCUGGUUCACAAGAAGCUGUAACCUAUUUAACCAUCAUGACACAAUUUCUGAAGUUACACUUUAGUAACAAAACACUUCAUGCUGUAUCAUUAGAUGCACUCAAAACAAUUGAUGGGAAACAACUCAUUAAGAACAAAGAGCAUUAUUUAAUUCCCUUUAGUGUCUUCAAUGAAGCAUCAGUAAAGCAUAAGGAUUUAACAGUGAAAGAAAUGUUUGCAAAACAGCUUAUACAAAUUCCAGGCGUAUCUGCUGAUAGGGCUAGAUCAAUAACAAAUAUAUACCCCACAUUGUCUCUUUUGCUUGAGGCCUAUGAGAAGUGUGCGAGUGACAAGGAUAAAGAAAAACUUCUCUCAUGCAUUAAGUGUGGAAAAACUCAAAGGAAUCUAGGAACAUGUAUCAGUCGAGUUUUAUAUUUACUUUAUACAGAAAAAAACUCUUUGUCUUAAUGAAGAAACAACUUAUGUUGGUAAUUAACUUAUUUACAAUCAUUAUUUUCACUUUUUGCAUAAUGUUAUGUUUGAACUGUUA